This is a messenger RNA of Eublepharis macularius, 2715 nucleotides long. It is a transcript of the gene DBR1, whose product is annotated as debranching RNA lariats 1. Lineage: Eukaryota; Metazoa; Chordata; Lepidosauria; Squamata; Eublepharidae. Gene Ontology annotation, biological process: mRNA splicing, via spliceosome. Gene Ontology annotation, cellular component: nucleus. Gene Ontology annotation, molecular function: RNA lariat debranching enzyme activity. The record is from RefSeq and is a predicted model, not a curated record. The transcript has 8 exons. Bases 18 to 1610 code for a protein of 530 amino acids.
UGCGCAGCUGCCGGAAGAUGAAGGUGGCGGUGACUGGCUGCUGCCAUGGCGCGCUGGACAAGAUGUACGAGACGCUCGAGCUGCUGGAGCGGCGCCACGGCCAGGCGCGCCCGGAGCUGCUCCUCUGCGCCGGGGACUUCCAAGCCAUCCGUGACUCGGCCGAUAUGCAGUGCAUCGCCGUGCCCCCCAAGUACAGACAGAUGGGAGGCUUCGCGCAGUACUAUUCUGGAGAGAAGAAGGCUCCGGUCCUGACCAUCUUUAUUGGGGGCAACCAUGAAGCCUCCAACCAUCUGCAAGAACUCCCAUAUGGCGGAUGGGUAGCACCAAACAUCUACUACCUUGGUUAUGCUGGAGUAGUAAAAUACCGUGGGGUAAGAAUUGGUGGAAUCUCUGGCAUUUUCAAAUCGCAUGAUUACAGAAGAGGCCACUUUGAGUGUCCCCCCUACAACCAGAAUACCUUAAGAAGCGUCUACCAUGUGAGAAAUAUUGAAGUGUUCAAGCUCAAGCAGCUGAAGCAACCUAUGGAUAUCUUUAUGUCCCAUGACUGGCCCAGAGGUAUAUAUCAUUAUGGGGACAAGAACUCGCUGCUUAAGAAGAAAUCCUUUUUCCGCCAAGAAGUGGAAAACAAUACUUUGGGAAGUCCAGCUGCAUCAGAACUUCUGCAGCACUUGAAGCCUGCAUACUGGUUCUCAGCACAUCUUCACGUCAAAUUCGCAGCUGUAAUGCAACACGAGGCUGACAGCAGCGAGAAGCAGCCCAAAGCAACAAAAUUCCUGGCCCUGGACAAAUGCUUGCCCCAACGAGACUUCCUUCAGAUUGUAGAGAUUGAGCAUAACCCCAACGCCUCUGACUGCCUGGAGUACGACCCAGAAUGGAUUGCUGUUCUCAAAGCAACUAACAACCUCAUCAACAUAUCUUCAAACUUUUGGAAUAUGCCUGAAAACAACGGACUCCAUGCCAAAUGGGAUUACAGCGUUACAGAAAAAGAGAUCAAGGAGGUACUGGAAGAGGCCAACAACGACCUUCAGAUUCCCCAGAACUUCAGUAGUAUUACCUCUGAUGGCAACAAAUCCCAGCAGCGAUUAGCCCUGGUUCAUAGAAUCAAUCCCCAGACCACGGAGUUCUGUGCCCGGUUUGGUCUUGUUGACAUCAAUGACAGAAUCCAGCAACUGAGAGAGGAGAUACUGGCUCAGAGAGGGGAGGAGGAAGAGGAGGAGGCCGACAGUACUGGGGAGGCCAGUGACUAUAAUACGGACGUGUCCGGGUUGACUACCUCUGUCAACCCUGAUGAAAUAAUACUGGAUGACGAAGCCAGUGCCGAGGAAGAUCCAGACGACAGUUCAGACCAACAUUUAGAGACACCCUCCACAUAUUCUGAGCUCAGGAGACUACCGAGUUGCAUGAAUGUCUCAUCUGACAACACUCCGGACAGUGUGAGCAUUGACGUGGGGCAACCAGGCAGUGAAAACGAGGAGGAAGAGCAAAAUACCUCCGAAAAGUCCCUGAAGCGGAUAGGUGUCGAAAAUGCAGAAGAGAAGAGUGGUACAAAGAAAAUUAAAAGACGGAACCAGGCCAUCUACGCGGCACAGGAGGAAGAAGAGGUGGAAUGAAGAACCUCUUUUGUGACAUCAUAAAGGCACUUCUUGGACUAAGAUGUUGUCUGGCUUCGUUGAGGUUGUGGCAAUAACUACAUUGUUUUUGAUAGUUUUAAUUGUGUCAUCCAGACCUAUUUUUUUUUAAAAAACAGAACCUUUAUAAUAUCACAAAAGUUUUAUGAGAAUAAAUAUUGUGCUGAAUUAAUGGUAGACCCUUGUUUAUCAGAAGUGAAUGCAUAAUCCAUUACUUUUCACAGUGCCUUUUCAGGCAAGGAUAAACUCUUUUAAAAUGCUAACGGGAGUUUGAAGAAGGACAUUCUCAAAGUUGAUGGCAUAGAAUCAGAAGGAACCAAUUUGGUUGCCACUUUUAUUUUUUGCAUUCUUUCCACCCACAGCAAUUCAACUCUUACAUCUGAAUCUCUCUGUUGGUUCACUUUGCCUUGGCAAAUUUCAAGGGGUCAAGACUUCUUAGGGAAGUCUCCCCUUCCCCUUUCCAGUGGUGACAUGGUAUAUGCUGUGUUGGUUUCAGGAGUUGAAACGUGGGAUACACCCAACUGUUAUGGCGGGAGGGUGUCUUCAAAAGGAUAUUUGCCAUGUGAAAUUGGUCAAGUUACAGUGACUUUCGCAUAUCAGAAGUGAACCUGGGAUAUGGGAUGUAUCUAAUGCUGCAAUUUUCCAAUAUGAUCUGCAUCUGUAUGUGUAAAUAAGUCCUGUUAAAAAAAACGUGAAACCAAACCCUAGUUUAUGGACUUUCACAAAGUUUGAAGAGUAAAGGAAGCUCUGUGGUAUAAUACUGGUUGGAAUUCAAUCUGCUGCUCAUAGGUGCCAUGGUACGUACCACAAUGUUUCUGGGUGCCCACUUUCUUCUCUAAAACAUCUCUUCCCCAAAGCAAAAAAUAAAUCCUGUCUCUUCUUGCCCUGUGGGUGAAGCAGGAGGUGCUUCAGAAGACUCGAGGAGGAAUUACUUUUAGGUGUACAGUGAACGCCGCUCAGAAAUGGUUGCUGCCAUCAUAGAAAGAUAUUUGUCUUGGAAAUAUUGUCGAAGGCUUUCACGGCUGGAGAACGAUCGUUGUUGUGGAUUUUCCGGGCUGUAUAGCCGUGGUCUUGGCAUUGUAGUUCC